Molecule: messenger RNA, 2632 nt
Organism: Amborella trichopoda
Lineage: Eukaryota; Viridiplantae; Streptophyta; Magnoliopsida; Amborellales; Amborellaceae
Product: putative respiratory burst oxidase homolog protein H
Cellular component (GO): plasma membrane
Molecular function (GO): peroxidase activity; NAD(P)H oxidase H2O2-forming activity; calcium ion binding
Source: RefSeq, a predicted model, not a curated record
CAUAUCUCUCUCUCUCUCUGUAAAAAGAUAAAGAUUAAUGGGGCACGAAGAGCCAGGCAAAAGCUCUUCGCGCUGGGCUCCCACUAGAGAAGACAUGGAUAAAUCAAUAGAGAUGGUGAGGCCAAUACGAAGGGAAAUGUCAGCCUCAAGCCGAAGGCUUUCUUUCACCGCUCGAAUCAAAUCUGAGGUCAAGAGACUCUCCACCUUCAGUUCUCAGGAAUCAAUGAAGAUAGAGAGUACGAACAAUAAAGCCAUGUCGAGGAUGGUUCGAACUAAAUCGAGUGCAGAGAGAGGGCUUCAGAGCCUUCGGUUUCUAGACAAAGCAUCAGGAAGUAAUGAAGGAGAGGGAUGGAAUGCAGUUGAGAAGCGGUUUAAUCAAUUCGUGGUGGAGGACCGGGUCUCUAGAGAGAAUUUUGGGCGAUGCAUUGGAAUGGGUGAUUCGAAGGAAUUUGCAUUACAGCUCCUUGAUGCCAUGGCAAGGCGUAGGAAACUAGAUGUCGAAAACGGUUUAUCGAAAGAGCAGCUUAAGGAGUUAUGGGGAGAAAUGGCAGAUCAAAACUUCGAUUCUAGACUUCAGAUAUUCUUUGACAUGUGCGAUAAGAACGGUGAUGGCAAACUUUCGGAAGAUGAGGUGGAGGAGGUUAUCGUGUUGAGCGCCUCAGCCAACAAGCUAGCGAAGUUCAAGGAGCAUGUGAAAACUUACACCGCACUAAUAAUGGAAGAGCUCGAUCCCGAUCAUUUAGGUUACAUAGAGAUAUGGCAGCUCGAGACCUUACUACAAGGGAUGGUGAAAUCACAAGGGCAUGAGGCCUUCGAAAAGAGCAGCCAAGCUCUGACUAGGACCAUGAUCCCCAAGAGAUAUCGGAACCCAGUAAACAGAUACCUCGAUUAUGCCAAAGACUUUGUGCAUGAGAAUUGGAAGAGGAUAUGGAUACUUCUUCUGUGGAUCAUUGCGAAUGUAGCACUAUUCACAUGGAAAUUUGCACAAUACAAGCAAAGAUCCCCAUUUCAGGUUAUGGGGUACUGUGUGUGCACAGCCAAAGGAGCGGCAGAAACCUUGAAACUCAACAUGGCAGUCAUACUCCUACCAGUUUGCCGAAACACCAUCACGAGGCUAAGGUCGACUUUUCUGAGCAAAGUUGUGCCUUUUGAUGACAACAUCAACUUUCACAAGGCAAUCGCAUUUGGCAUAGCAAUUGCAGUUAUAGUACACACAGUUGCGCACCUUGGUUGCAAUUAUCCCAGAAUCACGUCAUGCUCAAACACAAAAUUCUUAAGAACAAUAGGGCCUGAUUUCAAUAACAAGCAACCCACUUUCCAGAGCCUGGUCUUCAGCUUCCCUGGCAUGAGUGGAAUCAUCAUGAUCUUUCUCAUGUCAUUUUCCUUUACACUAGCGACGCACAGCUUUAGAAGAAAUGUCGUGAAAUUGUCUUGGCCCCUCCACCAUUUGGCUGGUUUUAAUGCCUUUUGGUAUGCACACCACCUCUUCGCCGUUGUCUACUUUCUCCUCGUCUUCCAUGGUUUCUACAUGUACCUUGCAAAACUCUGGUAUAGCAAGACAACAUGGAUGUACUUGACAGCCCCAGUUUUGUUCUACAUUUGUGAGAAGACAACCAGACUUUUCAGAGAGAAACACUAUCGAGUCAGCAUCAUCAAGGCUGCAAUAUAUCCAGGAGAUGUAUUGGCGUUGUAUAUGAGUAAACCUCCGGGAUUCAAAUACAAGAGUGGGAUGUACAUGUUCAUAAAGUGCCCCAAUGUUUCCCCUUUUGAGUGGCACCCCUUCUCCAUUACCUCUGCACCAGGAGAUGACUACUUGAGCAUCCACAUUCGUACAUUGGGGGAUUGGACAACAGAGCUGAGAAUGCAUUUUGAACAGGUCAUUCAGUCUGGUACAACCUACAGGAAGAGUGGCCUGACUAGGCUCGAAACCACAGUAUAUGCUGAAGCAGGUGUUCCCCAUUCUAGGUUUCCCAGGCUUUUAAUUGAUGGACCAUAUGGUGCCCCUACUCAGAACUACAAGAAAUAUGACAUACUUUUGCUCAUUGGACUGGGAAUAGGAGCCACCCCAAUGAUCAGCAUACUAAAGGAUCUUCUCAACACUAUCAAGUUGCACGAAUUUCGCUCCAUUGAUUAUGAUGAUUCCAAAGAUGUGCACGAAAUUCAAAUAACAGAAGUUCGAAGGAAUAAGGGAAAGGGACCAAAUCGGGCCUAUUUCUACUGGGUCACAAGAGAACAAGGCUCUUUCGAAUGGUUCAAAGGGGUCAUGAAUGAAGUUGCGGAGUUUGAUCAUAACAAAAUUAUAGAAAUGCACAACUACCUAACAAGUGUGUACGAAGAAGGAGAUGCUCGAUCAGCACUCAUUGCCAUGGUUCAGUCUCUGCAACAUGCCAGAAAUGGAGUGGAUAUUGUCUCUGGAAGCCGGAUACGGACGCACUUUGCCAGACCGAACUGGAGUAAAGUGUUUGCAGAACUAGCCAACACCCACAAAACAGCUCAUAUAGGUGUCUUCUAUUGUGGGACACCUACGCUUACGAAGAUGCUCAGGAAGCUCUGUCAAGAAUUCAACCACGGCACCACCACCCACUUCCACUUUCACAAAGAGAACUUCUAGUAUACUGAGCUUUUUUUUAAA